GGUAUAGUACUAUUGAGUCUGGGUUUGAUGUACUGUGUCACAUAAGACAAUGGAUUCCUGUAUUAAUGCGCCUUCUAAUUCAGGUAAUGUCUUCCUUGAUAAAUGACAAAGUGAAUGUAAAGUCUAAAACUGCAAUGCCAUUUCAACCACCAGAGUUUCUGCCAUGUCCAUAACAGACCCUGUGAAAGUGAUGCCCUUCUGAGAAGUUGUUGAACUUUGCCUUUUGUGAUCCAAGCUAGUAAAUACAAACCCCAUGUGAAUUAAAUUUGCUGCAAAUUUUAGAAGCUAUAAUUAUUUUUCCAUUUGAGGGCUUUUAUUCAAUGAGACAUGAUUCUUUUGCAUAAAUGGAGCAUCAUGCCAAGGAAGAGUUUUUCUAACCAAGUUUGAUAAUCCUUUGGAACCAUCAAUCUUCCCUUUCUCUUAGUCUCAGGCUUAGCAUUUCUGUCCUUUUCCACUUUAUAGUUCUUGUUGAUAGUUAUGAAGAGAUCUCCAGUACAUCCAAAAUAUGAGGCAAACCAUUAUGAUGACUAUGGAUUCAAUCUGCAAGAGGAUUUUUCCCUGUUCUUGGAGGAAGCAAAGCAACAUGGAAAGGAAGAAAAACUGAAGACUUCAUCAGUAUACCCUGAAGAAACUAGGAAAACAGAAUCAGAGAAAGGGAAAAAGGGAGGGAAGUCAUGGAAAAGUUCUCUGAUUUCAUGGUGGAAAUCUGACAAGAAAAGCAAGGUUAAAGAAGAAUCCACCAACAAUUCUAACUCAAAGGUUUAUGUGAAAAAGCAGUGUCAUGUUUCUGGUCCAAUAAACAGCUCCUACAAAGGCCCUCAUGGGAAGAAGCAAUGGCGUCCAUCUUCUGGGCCUCUUACAAAUCUGUUCAAACCCACAAAGAGAGAGGAGAAUGAGAUACCUUAUAUGUCUCUCCACCAACAAAACAACCCUCAGAACUAUGGCCCCCUUUAUGUUGUCACUUGACUGCAUUUCAUUAUCAUUCACAGUAUUGUAGUGACACAAGCUUCAGUGAGAAAGACUUACAUAUUUUCUGCUAGAAAAAAUGAGUGCCAACUGCCAAUGUAUUAGCUGUUAAGAGGAUUUUGCUGGCCAAUGUUAUAGAACAAUCCUUUUUGA
Messenger RNA from Lotus japonicus, 1119 nucleotides. RefSeq lists its product as uncharacterized. The record is from RefSeq and is a predicted model, not a curated record. Bases 478 to 966 code for a protein of 162 amino acids. NCBI's taxonomy places the organism in Eukaryota, Viridiplantae, Streptophyta, Magnoliopsida, Fabales, Fabaceae. The transcript is spliced from 2 exons.